Molecule: messenger RNA, 270 nt
Organism: Meloidogyne enterolobii
Lineage: Eukaryota; Metazoa; Nematoda; Chromadorea; Rhabditida; Meloidogynidae
Source: the annotation of a GenBank genome assembly
UCGGAAUGCAUGAAUGAAUAUAAAAAGGGAGAAGAACCAUCUGAACGAAAAAUGAAACGAUUGAAACGAAUAAAUGAAGAAAUUGCAGAAUUUAAAAGAGAUGAAGAAUUUUAUAAGGAAAAGGUCCGUAAAACAAAGGAAGAAUAUGAAGAGGCUUGUCAAAACUUAAAUAAGACUAGAAAAGCUAUAGAAGGUACAUGUUAUUCAGUAAAUGUCCAGUUGAACUGUCAGUGGAGGUUGUUACGACCCCUCUUACGUAGAGGAAAAUAA